This is a messenger RNA of Solanum dulcamara, 627 nucleotides long. RefSeq names its product secreted RxLR effector protein 161-like. Bases 1 to 627 code for a protein of 208 amino acids. The transcript has 3 exons. NCBI's taxonomy places the organism in Eukaryota, Viridiplantae, Streptophyta, Magnoliopsida, Solanales, Solanaceae. The record is from RefSeq and is a predicted model, not a curated record.
AUGGAGCUACCUCUAGGUUUUGUCCAUAAAGGUGAGAAGGGGACAGUGUGUAAGGCUCCCAUUGAAUUAAAUCAGAAAUUGACUACUACAAAAUUUGAUUUGCAUUUUUCAUCUACAGAUGAGAAGGAUAAGCUGCUAGUAGAUCCUUAUAAGUAUCAAAAGUUGGUAGGAAAAUUAUUUUACUUGACCAUUACAAGGCCAAAUAUUGUAUUUGCAGUGCAAUUACUAAGCCAAUUUAUGCAUAGUCCCGGGACAUCACACAUGGAGGCAACAAUAAGGGUAGUUAAAUAUGUGAAACAAUCACCAAGUCUUGGAAUACUCAUGACAGCUAAUGCUACUAAUCAGUUGACUGCAUACUGUGAUGCAGAUUGGGCAUCAUGUCUAAAUAGUAGGAAAUCCAUAACUGGCUACAUAGUUACAUAUGAAAAUUUCUUGACUUCAUGGAAGUUCAAGAAACAGGAUACUACUUCAAGAAGCUCAGCUGAGACUGAGUACAUAAAUUUGAGUUCAACAGUUGUAGAAAUUGUAAAAAAUGUUCAACUUGGAUUAGUGCAACCUGUGUAUUUGAAGACAACAGAGCAACCUACAGACUUGUUCACAAAGAGCCUUACUUGUGUACAACAUUGA